AUGGCUGCUCCAGAUGAACUCGGUUUGUUGGAGCGGGUUUUUCUAAGGAUUGGGUCGGCAGAAAGUGAUGAACAGCUUGAAAAUGAGCUCGCAAGAUUCCUCACGCCAGUUCUGCUCAAGUUAUCCAGUCAGCAGAAAGGAGUACGAGAAAAGGUCAUGGAGUUACUGGUUCACAUCAACAAACGGGUAAAAAGUCGCCCAAAACUCCAAUUGCCUAUUGAUGCUUUGUUGGAACAAUAUCUGGAUCCGCAGUCCUCACCAUUCAUAACGAAUUUCAACAUCCUCUACAUCAAGCUGGGAUAUCCCCGACUCGACCCUGCCAAGCAAGCAGAAUUGGUUCCCUCGCUGAUCAGUUGUUUGGAGACAAAACCAACCCCUCAACAAGACUGCCUGAUGCAGCUGAUGAUACCAGUGCUGAAGCAUGUCCAGAUACCAAAGGAUGAGAAGGAGAGGAAUGCCAAGUUUGGACUUGUCGACAAGCCCAAGGCUUACGAGUUGAUGCUGAGUUUUAUGCUGGAUUACCUUCUUUUGCCAUACAACUUGAUUGCGCCAAGCCAAGGUUCAACUUCUGCACCUCCACCACCUGGUCUCAGCGAACAGGCCUACAAGAGAGUUGUAGGAGAGACACCACCGUCACCGGAACAGCUGGAGCAGUCCAAGCUUGGUAUUCUGAAGUUCCUUGGUGCGGAGGUGUUUCGUGAGGAGGACAUUGUGUGUCAUUACGUCAUUGCACUCUCGGACACCAGGCAUAGCAUCGCAACAACUGCGGACCUUGAACUCAAAAAGAUCAUUGGAACUUUUGAUGUUGAGAAACCUGCAUUUGUUCAGAAACUCUACAGAAUAUUUCAAGGUUCUGUGCAAGUGAAGGGACAGAAAGUUGCCAAUCCCACUCAAGUCCGGACUCAAGCUAACACUCGAAUACGUCUCAAGAUAUUUCCAUACUUUCUGAAGUCUAGAGAGGCAACUAAUGUGUUCCCUGCAUGCAUACAGGUGAUCUUUGACUGUCUCUAUGGAACCAACACCAACCAGAAGCUGAAGCACAUGACUGUGCAGUUUGUUCAUCACGUCUGCUUCAAUGCAACUGAUGCCAAGUUUAAUUCCGUCGCACCAGUGUUGCUGUCUGGAAUGAUGAAGCUUGUCGGUGAAGCGAAAGAUGACAACAAGUUGCGUGGACUUGCCUACAUGGCCGUGGGGAAGAUCAUCAAGAGGGUACCAAGACUUGUGGCAGAUGACGUGGCUCUCCUUCAAACCCUGUUUGAUGCCCUGUCAAAUGAAGAGGCAGAUACAAGACUCGCUGUGCAGGAGACCUUGUCACUGAUCGCAACAGCCAUAGAGGGGAAGGUCACUGGGAACAAUCUGUCCUUCUUGGAGGCUUUGGUCAUGCAGAAUGUAGAAAAGCCCGAGGCUCAAGCACGUCUGAUGGCAGUCCAGUUCGCCAAGUCAGUCUUUCCAUCAAGUCACAUCCCGUCAAGAUACCUUCUGCUGUUAGCUUGUGGAGAUAGCAAAGAGGAAGUGUACACAGAGGCCAAGAAGGGGCUGCGCCUCCAGCCUUUGUCUGACAAAGCUCUCAUCCUGGGAGAGGAUGCACCAAAGGCCUUGCCGCCAUUCAAGGACAUCAUUGAAUACAUUUUGGAGAAGGCCAACCAGAGGCUAAAGACGACGAAGAAAUAUGUAUCUGGGAACAAUGUUUCACCAUUCAACCCGGGGACAUUUGCCGAGACUCUUAGCUACCUACGAAUGUGCUUGGCCUAUAAUGCUGGUGUGAGGCCAGACCAAGAAGCUGAGGAUAAUAAUCCCCAAGACCAGGCUCCAGCGAUCUCCAAGUUUGUCCAGCAGUUGAUGGAGGAGAGCCCAGGGGAGACCGGGCCGGUGCAGACAUAUGUCAAACUGAUACAGCAGCACCUCACUGCCAUGGGAGGGUCUGGAGCUAUGUACUGUCUGUUGGAGAUUGUUGCUGUUGCUAAGGUUUUCAUGGCCACAAGAUUCACCAGCAAGAUGGACUGGAUCAAGACUUUCAUGUUCAGCAGCCGUGAAGACAUGCGGGAAUACGCAUCCCAGCUGUAUGCCAUCAUCAUUGCCGUCGCUGUCGAUGAUGCCACUUUCGUAAAGCAUAUUGGCGAGUUGAUCAAGAAUCUCAAAGACAAGCCCUUGGAGUGUCAGCAUGGCUCAUUGCUUGCACUCGGCUACAGUGUCAUUCAGAAGGUCCAGUGUCAGAGGCAGGCGUCUGGAGAUGUGGUCAUGGAAGAUAUGGAGGCCGCUCAGGGCCCUGUCAAACUCAACGAUGCCAUAUUCGAAGCAGUCAAAGCAAUUGUUGCCCUAGGAAUAUCAGCUUUGGAAGCACUUUUGAAGGGUGAGAAUGUUUCCAAGAGUAAUAGCCAUAGCCUUCUGAGUACUGGGGCCAUGACAGCCCUGGGAGAGAUUGGCCGGUGUAUGGCAUUACCCCUACCAAAUGGAGAGGAAGCGGACUCCACUGGAAGUGCGGCCACAAAAUACUCCCUGGUUAAAUGUCUUAUAGAUAUUGUGCAGUCAACAAAGCAGAAUAAUAGGGUGCGAGAAAAGGCAUCUCUGACGCUAGGCUACCUGUGUGUGGGCGAGGCUAACUUCUGCCACAGGAGGAAGGUGAUUGAAGGACUUCUAGACUGCGCCCAGCCCAACCAACUCGAGCUCCAUUUCACUGUUGGCGAGGCCCUUGUCUACUGUGCUCUUGGCCCGUUUUCUGCCAUGGCUCGCGACCUCUGGACAGAGGAGGAGAAGGACUUUCAGCCUCUGGUCAAAGACCCUAAGGAGGAACUUGAAUGGUUGGUUGAUCUACUCCUGAAGAAGUACAUCGUACACGUCAAUCCUCACAUCAGACAGGCCGCCUGCAUAUGGUUGGUUGCCUUGGUGAAGAGGUGUGGGACGAGGCCACCGGUCCAGGCUCGCCUACAAGAGAUCCAGCCUGCCUUCAUGAGCAUGUUGUCGGAGAGCAAUGAAAUGAGCCAGGAUGUAGCUUCAAAAGGCCUAGGAGUGGUGUAUGAAAACUGCACAAAGGAACAAAAGGAUGGAUUGGUGUCUGUUCUCGUCAACACAUUGAUGAGUGGAAAGAGGCCCCAAACUCAAGUGACUGGUGAGACGAAGCUGUUUCAAGAAGGAUCUCUUGGAAAGACACCAGAAGGGAGUAACCUAUCAACUUACAAGGAACUGUGUGCAAUUGCUAGUGACCUGAACCAACCUGAUCUGAUCUAUAAGUUCAUGCAUCUUGCCAACCACAAUGCGGUAUGGAAUUCUAAAAAGGGUGCUGCGUAUGGUUUCUCGACCAUCGCCGCCCAGGCUGGGGAGCAGUUGUCUCCAUAUCUACAUCAGAUCGUGCCUAAACUCUACCGGUACCAGUUCGAUCCCAACCCGAGAAUACAGCAGGCAAUGUCAAGCAUUUGGGAUUCUCUAGUCACAGAUUCUAAGAAAACGGUUGAUAAAUACUUGAAAAAGAUUCUUGACGAUCUUCGAGUGAAUCUUACGAACAAUCAGUGGAGAGUGAGAGAAUCAAGUUGCCUUGCCCUGAGUGACUUAUUCCGUGGUAGACAGCUCGAUGAGGUUGUCGACCAGUUCCCUGAGUUAUGGGACACUUGUUUCAGGGUGAGAGAUGACAUCAAGGAAUCGGUACGUCUGGCUGCCGAGUCUGCCCUGAAGGCCCUCAGUAGGGUGUCCAUCAAGAUGUGUGAUCUAAACUAUGGUAAAGUCGGGGAAGAGGCCAUCAGCAUGGUGUUGCCUUGUCUGCUCAAGUCUGGCCUCAUGAGUCAAGUCAAGGAAGUCAGAAUUGUUAGUUUGACCACCAUUCUGAAAAUCAGUAAGAAUGCUGGCCGUCUCCUGAAGCCCCACAUUCCACUCCUUGUUGCUGCUCUCCUAGAAUCGCUGAGUGGGCUGGAACCACAGGUCCUCAACUAUCUCAGCCUGCAUGUGGGUUCGGAUCAGAACACACAAGACAAGCUGGACAGUGCCAGGAUUGCUGCCUCCAAGACAUCACCCAUGAUGGAAACAAUAAAUUUAUGCGUGCAAUAUGUUGAUGAUGGUGUGUUGGCAGAGCUUGUGCCCAGGCUGAUAGAACUGAUCCGAAGUGGCAUCGGAGUUGGAACAAAGGCUGGUUGUGCAAGUUUUGUCAUCUCUCUAGUCCAGCAGUGUCCUAAAGAUGUCGCCCCAUAUGCUGGUAAACUGAUGAGUGCCCUCCUAGCUGGUCUUGGAGAUAGGAACACAUCGACGAGGAAGGCCUAUGCCUCCGCCCUGGCUUACAUUGCCAAGACUGCCAAAGACAGUAGUGUUGAGAAACUUAUAACAAAACUCAAGGGUUGGUACUUGGAGAAAGAAGAGGAAUCUGCCAAGAAGUCUUGCGGUUAUGCCCUGAACGCCAUGUCACGUCAUGCACCAGAUAUACUCAAGCGACAUGCCUCGCUCGCUCUGCCAUUAGCCUUUCUAGCCAUGCAUGAGAAAGUCCCUGAAGACGCAGAUACGAAUUCAACCUCUGAAAAGAAUACCGUAUGGAUGGAGGUCUGGCUGGAUUCAACUCCAGGGACAGAAGCUGGCAUACGGCUUUACCUACAAGAAAUCGUUGCCAUCACCCAGAUAGCUAUCGAGUCCCAGUCGUGGCCGACGAAAGCCCAGGCUGCUAGAGCUAUGAACACGAUCGCUGAGAAGUCCGGGAAUAACCUCCUCCAGCCUCACCUGAACGUCCUGCUCUUAGCUUUGAUAUCUGGUCUCUCUGGGAGGACAUGGGAUGGGAAGGAAGCAUUACUUCAUGCUGUGGCUACUGUGUGUAAGAAAUGCAAGACAACCAUUUUAGAGCGAGAAGCUAACCAGGAUUAUGUCACAGUAGAAACUGUUCUUGAUGCAGUAUAUAAGGAGUGUAAGAAGGAAAGAAUCCCGUACAAGAUGGCAGCGACGGAAAGUUUCUCGAACAUUCUGGAAGAAUUUGAAAUCGAUCGAUUUAAAGAGCUCUUUGAACUGUUACAACCAAUGCUUGGAAAGAAGAAAUCUGACGAUGAUGAGGACAUAGAGAAAACAGUUAAGCUUCAGUUCCAUGAAAGAAGUAUGGAAAGCUUAGGAAGAGCCUGGCCAAAGAUCCCUCAUACUCAGGAUCAAUAUUUUGUUGACUUUAACAAACUUGUUGUGCUGAUGUUAUCAAGUACUUGGAAAGUACAAGUUGCUACUUUGAAGGCGACUUGCAAAGUAUGGGACAGGUUACUGAUGAGCAAAGAGAAACAAAACGCCCUGCCUGACGUCUGCUCUUGUGUGAUUCCUGCACUUUGCCAAUGCCUGGCUGAUCCAAAAUACACAUCUGUCCGGACAGAGACUGUCUCUGUUGUUGAUAAGAUUAUAGAAAAACUAACAGAAUUCGAUGUGAUCAAGUCAGUCCCCGAAGACACCAUUUCCAAGCUGUACGACUCGUUAGAUUCCAUGUUAAAGACCGGCGAACCAGGUAUUGCGGAUCGUAUCAAUGUUACCAAGGCCAAAAUCUUGAGUUGUCGUGAUAUCGAAAUGAAGGACGUCAAGUAAAGAAUGGAGAUAGAAUAUCUCUCAGAACUCUGAACAAGAAACGGCAGUAUUUCUUUGUCUUAUACAGAGAGGUGGCGCACUACUCUGAUUGAAUGAUUGGGCGAUUCCAAAUCUCAUAUUAUGCCAGUUUUUAUUUGGUUUUCUCUUUCUCCUUGUUUAACUUGGUCAUACAGCCUUGAAGUCGUAGGCAAUGUCCAGUAGGACUGGAGCAGGCCCUUGAGCCAUAUCUCAUUUUAGUUACAGUCGCUAUCUAUAAAACAUACAUCAGACAUGCGCGCAAAUAAGAAUUGAAAAGUAGAAUCGGCACUUGACUUACAUAAGCACACCAGCUUGAAGUCUGUGUAUAUCACAUUUUAAUAUGUUGCUUGCUGACAUCGUUAUGCACCAGUACAUGUUUUUCAAAUUUCUCCGUUUAUUUAUGUUUUCUUCGGGACCCAUUCCUUUGAUUUAAUUGCCUGAUAACUUAACAUACAAGACAGCUUUAUGUUGUUCUUAUGACGCAACCCCGACAUUUUGCCCCCGGUUGCAGAUUUUCUGUGAUAUUAGCCCAUUCUGCCAACAGUAUUAAGGCCUUAGUAAUUUAUAAGAUUACAUGUAGUGCAUGCUUUGGUUGCUGUACUUUUGCUUCUUGUUGGCCUGGUUUAUUUUUGAUAGAUGCAUGUUGACCGUUGAUGGAGCUGCUGUGGUGUUGUGGCUCAGACUCUCGCCUAACGGUCACGAGAUCCCUGGUUCGAUUCCCACAGUUGGUGUGAGACUCAAGGCUGGUCUCGUUGUCUAACCUGCCUGACUCCACCCAGUUGUAUGCACAGAUUGUUGCACUGAUCGAGCAGCUCUUCUGAAGUUCCAGUCUGAAGUCUAUUGAAAGGUUUCAGGACAGAACAGGUUGAAGUUUGAAGUCAGUUGAUGACCUACAUAUCAUGGUACCUAUAAGAUAUCGAGACUACAAACCCAAGAGUUUAACUUUAACUUUUUAUUUCAAUAUGGAUAUGGGUCUUUUUUUCUCGUCCGAUGAUUUCUCAUAUGUAGCUCGUUAUGAUUUCAAAACCGUGGUGAAGGUCUUGGCUGAUGAAGUACACCACCAACUCUAAAGGUCUGCAUGUAUGGGAAUCAUUCGAUAUCCUGAUCAUGAAAAUACAUGUUAAACUUAUAAAGAUCUUAUAAAAAAGUAAAUACCAUGACUUGUAUGCUUGAUUUAAGUAUGUUGCGAUUCUUUGGCAAAUAUCUACACUUUCCUCAGUAAUGUAAACCUCAUACUAAAAGUUACAUAAGGAAUUAUGUAAUCCGCCAAAAUGAAAAUUCUGGAGAAAAAAUUCUGAAAAUGUCGCAAUUGACAGUAGUAUGCUCUCAAUAGGAGAAUAUUCACAAUGCUACUUAAUUGAUUUUUCACCAUUUGAUGGUCGGGUAAGCUGUUCUGUAGAAGUCAAACAGAGUACUUGAAUAAAUUUGCUCAAUGUGC
Messenger RNA from Lineus longissimus, 6979 nucleotides. RefSeq names its product proteasome adapter and scaffold protein ECM29-like. Gene Ontology annotation, molecular function: molecular adaptor activity. Bases 1 to 5523 code for a protein of 1840 amino acids. Gene Ontology annotation, biological process: proteasome assembly. The transcript is spliced from 42 exons. Lineage: Eukaryota; Metazoa; Nemertea; Pilidiophora; Heteronemertea; Lineidae. Gene Ontology annotation, cellular component: nucleus; cytoplasm. The record is from RefSeq and is a predicted model, not a curated record.